GCACCCGAGGCUACUGCGGUAAGAUGCGGCGACGCACGAUGCUGAGCCGCGGUGGGUGAAGUGAUGCGCAAUGGCUGAACGAGAGGGGAGAGAGAUGAAAGGAGGAAAACAAAACGAUUCACCGUGGUGUUCAGCUCUCAUUAAGGUGAUGGGACGGAGACGAAUGCGCGUUUGACGGAUUUGUAGCGCUGUAGCUCCAGUGGUGCAGGCCGACUGGAGGGAUGUGGUGGCGCUGAUCCCGCUGAAGGAUGCUCCAGAGCCCGAGGAGAGAGAAAAAGGCUUCUCCCGUGAACAGCAGAGAGACACCCAGAGGAGGAUACCUUGUUUAGAGCCAGGACGGGGAGACUGAGAGGCAGCAGAUCAGGUCGGUCCGUGACAGCUGACUCAGUCCUCGCCGCUGACAGAGAGGGCGGUGAAGCUCCGAAGACGGCAUCACUGAGCUUCACACAAGAAGAAAGCAAACUUCUCAUUAUCCUCUCUAUCAUCAGCUCUGACAGCUGGACAUCUGACCUGGGCGUUUGUUUACCUCAUCAGACUUUUAAAGUUAAGAAGAGGAACAGAAGCACAAAUCAAGCUCACCAUCUGGAAAACAACACUUUAAUUUUGUUGAACACUGAGCUAUUGCUAGUAUGGACUAUAAAGAUAUGACAUUGAACUUCCUGGGAGUAUUUCAGCUUUUUUCAUAAUGCUUGCCGUAUUUUUUCCUAACUCUAAUCUUUUAACAUCGAAGCUGUUACGCUCAGACUCUUGAUAGUGCCAGUGUUCCCUCUCACCUGGCACGCUGCGUUUUAAUUAAGGAGAGCAGAACAAUAAAACAUAAAUGAGGCCAACAACAGCCACUAUGCUCCAGCAGAACAACAAUAAUAACUACCCCUGCCUGAACGUGUCAGGCUCCACCAGGGAGAUGCUCCAGAAGUGCUCCAGAGCUUCCCUGCCUUUCCCCGGCAGGAUGGAGCUGGGCCUGGGGGACCUGCCGCUCAUCCGGGGGUUACGAGCCUGGGCUCUGUGCUCCAAGAACCGAAGGAAGGCUGGGGGUCUCUUGGGAGGAGGUCAGGCUCCCAUGGCUCCUCCUGCAAGCCGACUGGGUUCGACUCCUUGCCCCCGGCCUGCUGAUGUAUACCUCAGCGGGGAGUGGGGUCGCCUGGGGUAUGGACUUCCCUUAGGGCUGGAUGGUGGAGCUUUGGUAACAGUUGCUACUUUGAAGACCUCAGAGGGCGGUGGGAAGACUCAGACUCAGUGCCUCUUCCUGCGGACUGAGAAAGGGAGCUGUUUGUACUCCACAGCUAAGCCCGGUUCUGGUUUGACUUCCAGUACAGCCUCCAGUGUUGGAGGAUGGCUGAGAGGGAAGGCAGGAGGAGGAAGCAGAGACAAUGGGCCAACACCACCAACGCAGACAGGAGCAAACCGGGUAAGAGUGCGAUCUGGCCGGAGAUGGAGGAAGUCGUGUAAUGCCGCAGGCCGGGAUAAAGCAGGCGCUAGCAGAGAGCUGCAGCAGAGCAACAGAGGGGAUCCUGCAGGAGAAAUUGUCCUGGAAGAAAAGCAGGAAGAGGGAGACAAAGGAGGCCUGGACUCUAAACAGGAAGACAGGAGCACAUGCAGGAGUUCAAGAUGCUGCCAUAAUGACUCUCCUAAAACCUGCAAUCAGUGUGGAAGGAGAGUACAGAGAAGGGAAAGCCAAGAGGGAAGUGAAAGUCCAAGAGGAGGCGUCCGAAACAACCUGAACAGUGAAGCGAAGGGGAUGAAGAAGGAGAGGCCAAAGCCUGAGGAGGAGGGAGGCGUCUGUGACUCUGUUUUGGCUGUACCAAACCCUGACCUACAAUCCAACCACUCUAAACCAGAGUCCCUCAGUGGUUGUGAUGUUGAAGAGAUCAGAGAAGCAGAGAGUAAUGAGAAAACCUCUCACAUCAAGGACAAGUGUUCAGAGAAAAGGGAGGAUACAGACUCUGAGGAAAUGAAAGUACAGGCUGGAAACAACGGCUUUAGUCGUGGCCGGCCUGGGAGGGUGACUGAUGACAUCUCAUCAAGAGAGAGGAGAGAUAUUGAUCAUGGAAAACCAGGUGAAAUCCCCUGUGAAGAAAUAGCCGCUGAUGUAAAUGGAUUUCUAGAUUGUGUGGAAACACAUCACAAAUCAGAGGCUGAAAUUGUGGGUGCUGGGAAGGAGGAGAUUAAUCCAGCUCUUGGUGAGUUCUCUAGCUGCCCUGAGGAUGUCUCUUCAUGCACUGAGCCCUCCGCUUCUGUAGAGGGCAGCACCUGCAACACUAGCCAAAAGAAUUUUGUUGUUUGGAGUAAGAAAGAGAGCAGCAAUGAAGCUCAAAUUGAAGAGGAUCAACAAGGGGUAGCAGACCCCGGGUUUGAAGGAAAAGAAGAGGUGAAUGUUCGCAGAAUUGAGCAAAAGGAAGCGAUAUGUGCAAACACUGUGAACGAGGACAGAAAACCUCAGUUUUCCUUUAAAAAUGUGGUAAGCAGCAGCAAAAAAGAGGAGAUAGAAUCUUUCUCUUCAAGCCUAAGUCACAAAAGGUCCUCCAUAUUUGAAACAGACAAGUGGAUUGCAGCUAAUAACAUUCAAAAUGAUAAUAAAAGUGAGCUUGAUGGAGAACGUCUUGGAGAUGAGAUGGUGUUGGAAGAAAAAGAGGAGAAGUCACAGGAAGAUGAGAGAGGAAAUCUUGAAGGAAAGGAAGUCUGGACAACGGAUGACGACAGCGUGUAUGGUUUCAGUGUUAAAGAGAGUAAGGGCAAAGACAAUGAGGAUAGUUUAAAAGGAAGUAGCAAAGAGGUGGAUUAUGAUGAGGAGGAAGUAAGAAACUGUGAGUCUAAACACAUCUUAAGGUUGCAGGUGUCUACCGAUGGAUGCAGGGAGAAUGAGACUGAGGCUGCAGACACCUGUGCACAAACAAGCGUCACCCAUGUUGAAUCCAACGGAGAGACUAACACCAACGUCACUAAUGUUCCCUGCACUGAUCCUUCCACCUCUAUUACGCUUUCCCUGGCUAAUCCUGCCCCCUCUCUGCCCCCCUUGGGAUCCAUGGCAACCGGCCUGCCCUGUCUGGAGGCGGAAAAGGAGGAGGAGGAGGAGGGAGGGUUAGGAGUGACGGUGGUGGACAGGGAAGGAGACCAGGAAGGGAAGAGGAGGCACGGGAGAGAGCUGGAGGAGCAGGUUGAGGAGGAGAGGGGCUCCACCGUGGCCACUGACGAGGGGAGGACAGAGGAGGAGGAGCAGGAGGAGGAAGAUGAGUUUGGGGUAUUCAUGCAGGCGGAGGGAGAGCUGGCCUGGAGCGAGGGAUCCAGCAUGUCUGCCUCAGUGCCUUGUGGGAGCAGAGGGAGUGUUGUACCUGGAAACCUCCCUAUAUCUGGGGAGUCAACACACUGGACACCUGGCUGGACGGAUGGCUCGUUCCACCAAUCAGACGACACCUGGACGGCCUUUCCUCAGGAUUCGUCGGAUGAGGGUCGAGAUGCAGCGGGACAGUGGUGGCCGACCAGUGCUGUGGAGCAGAGCAGAGAGAAACUGUUGGGCAGUCAGAAUCUGGCGUCUGUCUUCGCCAAGGCCUUCCCAUCUCUGCCUGCUUCGUCCUCAAGUGACCUCGAUACUGUUCCCACCCUGACUCAGAUCCUCCGAGGCAGAGCAGACCAGGACCAGGGACUCUUGGACAGUUUCCAUGACUUGAACAAAAUGAUUUGUCAGAGAUACAAGAGAGCAAAUGGUGUGUCCCGUGACCUGCUGCUGAAGACGUUACACCUGGAGCAGCCGCUCGCUGAGGGGAGACCUGCUCCUCGGACAGCCAAUCGCAGACUCUCCCCUGGCCUCCCCUCCGCAAAUCAGCACGCUCAGAACGCUGCUGCUAAGCGACGGCUGUCAUAUGACUACAACAGAAACAUCAUGGAGUAACAGAGCAGGCUCAGCUUUGUGAUUUAUUGAUUAAAAACUGUAGUUUUGGACCUGCAGGGGACAGAAAAGACUGACAGCAGAUUUCUGACGACUUUGGAUUCACUCCGUAUGAUGGAUCUGCUUACAAAGCGACCUUUGGCUCUUUGCACUUCUUGGUUAUUAAAGCCUGAGCUGGUGAAGAGACGUAAUCUGGACAAAAACGAAACGACUCUUUCAGUUGUGUUUCAGAAGUUGUCUCCUCCAGCUCCUGUUGAUGUAAACUGCUGGAGUGUUUCCAUUUCACACCGUGUGCCACCUUCUUCACCACAACCUCAAUUUUUUAAAUUCUCAACUCCCCCGUGAGAACAGCAGGAUGCCACCGGAGGAUUGGAGCAUGAAACCCUCAGUUACAAGGCACUCAUAUUGGAAAAAAGCCUAGAAUAUAUUUGUAUGUAACCAGACAUUAUCCUCCCUCUUUUGUCUGAAAAGAUUUGAACACGUCUUUAUUUCAGAGCUGCAGUUAUGGCAGAAAUUGUCCCAUUGUUUAAAUUGAAUACCAAUGGUUUGAGCAGAAAGAGCAAGUCAAAGUAAACAUCACAUGAUUUCUUCUUCUUUGAGACUCAGAGUUCUGGAGGGUCAGCUCUCAGUUGACUGAAUUUCUUCAUAAAUACGACAGGGUGUACAAUCACCAGACAGUGACAGCAAAGUGAAGGGUCAAGAAGGGCUGGGGUGUUUUUUGUGGUAGUGUGACUCUUAAACUGUAUGAACAGGGGACAUAAAUGAGGCCAAGUGACCGUUGACCUCUUACCUCUUAGUUUGAUCAGUUCAUUCUUCAGUCUGAGUGGACAUUUAUGCUAAGUUUGAGAAAAAUCUCUGUGUUCCUGAGAUAUUGCAUUCACUAGUUCAGGAUGAGCAUGAGGCCUUAUGGCCUGCUGCCCAAAUCCCCUACCCUCAAGCUUGAUGACAUCCUGUCAGAUGUAGUGGCAUAACUUUGGUCUACCUUAUUUUUUUAGUUUUUGUCUAUUUUUCUUGUGAGAACAGCUUCUGUAGGUGCAGACCCAAUGCACACAUUGCUAUCACAUUUUUUGAAUUAAGAAGUCCUUUACACUUCAAGAUUAUUUUUAGCCUUUUAAGCCUUUAGUGGAUAGGACUGUUAAAGAGUACCAGGAGAUAUGGGGAGAGAUUGGUCAAAGACAUGCCCAAGACCUGGGGUUGAUCCUGCAACUAGCGCGUUGUGAACUACAGCCUCAGUUUAUGGGUGCCUUCUCUACCAACAAGCAACGCCGAGAUCGAGACGCAGCACACGACAUGUGCCAUGACACGCGCAAUGUGUUGUUGCGGCACACAGCCUUUGAGCCGCAGUCUGCCUUAUCCAGGGCGGGAGUUUAUAUGAGCUGUACAAAUGGGUUUACACUUUCUGCUAUCGAUUGUUCUGCCUGUACAGCAGCUAGGCUAACUUAGCUCUGCUGUAAACUUUACUGUAUAGUUUGCAACGGUAUGUUUAUGAAACAACUUCAGUGUUGAAAUAACAGCCAGUAACGUUAUGUAAAGCAUUCAUUUAAACAGACCUUAUGAUCAAAUUCAAUCAUUAAAUGACAUCACAUUAUUGCACUAAUGUUGUAAAUAAAGAAAAAAACCCACAUUGACAUCAUCAAGUGUUGCAAGCAAACCCAUUAUUAUUGAUGUCAUCUGCCGGCACUUUAACCUGUAUUUCACAAGAAUGACGUCAAGUAACAUGGCUAACCAUGAAAUGUGCCAGGAUUAACCAUAGCAUACCGAGAAGGACAUGCACCACAUCCGUGUGUCACGCCACAAAUUCAUAGGCCAUGGCUCAAAAGCCUUGUGCCAUGGCACAUGUCAUGUGCCACAUUUCGAUCUCGACCCUACUGCUACCAACUGAGCUAAACCAGCGCCCCAUUGUUACUUUUAAAUGCCAAUUUUUGAUUUAAUAAGGGAGAAAAGCUGUUAAAAAGCGGUAAUGUCUGCUAACUUAACCCUACAAUUACAUGGUGAAUAGUGCAAUGGUUGGCAAGCAAGGAUGAGGGAGCCCAUCAUGCGAUUACACACAGAUGGAUAAAAGAGAAGCAAACGCUUCAGUUGAUCAUCUGUUCUAAGUUAACUUAGUUUACCAAUAAAGUGAGGACAUUUCUGCAAGGUUUAAAGAAAAUAGUGUUCAUGAAAUGUCACAUUCACAAGCAAGAGGUGAACACGAGGCACUGUAACCUUGAACUUAAUGAUUAAACUCCCAUUUAUCCAUGUUCUAUUUUGCCUAUUCCUUUCUGGGCUGUUAGGACCUAGAGCCUAUCCCAGUCGUUAUUGGUCAAGAGGACUGGUUUCCAGUUGAUCGCAGGGCUGACAUAUAGAGACAAACAACCAGGCAUGCUCACACUCACACCUAUGGGCAGUCACCAAUCAACCUAACCACAACCUUUGGUCUGUGGGAGGACGCCGGAGCACCCUGAGAGAACCCACGCAUGCACAGGGAGAACAUGCCAGAAAGAAAGGACCUUACUGGGAUUCAAACCAGGAACCUUCUUGCUAUGAAGCAACAACACUAACCAACUUUCCACAGCGCUGCUGUGCAGCCCACCUUCAACCUUCUAAAUCUAAUUAGUUAAUCCUUGAGUUGUGCAGUGUUUGAAAGAAAUCACUCAAAAUAUCCUUGAUAUACUGUGUUUACAUUCUAGGCCUUAUGACCUGGAGGCCCAGUGACCUUUGACCUCCAGAAUCAUAUCAGAUCAUCCUUUAGUUUGAGUGAAUGUUUGUGCAAAAUGUAAGGAAAAUCCCUGAAAGCGUUCUUGAGAUAUCACAUUCACAAGAAUGGCCUGGAUGGAUGUUUGCAAGGACAACAGACAAGUAUAUUCUACCUGGCUUUGUCUGUCAGAGGAAUAAAAACACACAAAACCAGUUCACAAUUUAAGAAGCAUCCAGGGUAAAUGCAUUAAAGCAUUGAAGGGGUGCAGAUGGUCUGUCGGUGAGGUUGUGCCCCAUGUUUGCAGGCAGCCAGGGUUCAAGUUCCGCCACCCAACUCUCUCAUCAGUGUUUCUGAUUUUAUCCACUGUCCUAUCUCUGCCAUGAAGGCAAAAAAGCCCCAAAAUAAAUCUUAAAAAAGCAUCAAAACUAUAAAACAAACAUCAUAGAUUAAAUGAAGGUAUGACAGUGCUUUCAACGACACCCACUCAAAAGUUUAAAAUAUCUGAUCUGUUUAGAUGUGGGUAGUUUGAACAUGCAAAGUCUGCAUCCUGUUUUUACAAGUAAACAUGGAUCAUUUUCUCCCAUCACUACUCCUGCUGUCUGCUGAGAGAGCUUUCUUUCUGCACAAGGUGAUGAAGGUUUUUUUUGUUGUUUUAUUCAAACAAUGAGACUUUUCUUCCACUAAAGCAGCUCUGAUGAAAAGACUUGAAGAAGGGAUUGUUUGCUGGUGUCACAUGGAAACAAACGAGAGACAAACAAGAGAAAAGGAUUUCUGUUACUAUUAGGAGUCAUUGAAAUCCCCCAGAUGUUUGAGGUGGCAGGCACCAACUGAAAAGAUGAUUCUUUAUCACUGAGCUGCUGUUGAUGAAGCUCAUUUAGGCUUUAAAGAUAAAAUAGUUUACAUUCACAAUGUUAGCUUUGAAUUAAGCACUAUGAAAAUUCAAUGUAAGUAAUUUUAUAUUAUUUAGUGCCAAGACUGAUACACUGGAACUUUAAGAAAAAACUAAAUUUAGCUGGAAUUGAAGUUAUGGAUGUCAGUAACACUUUAGACUGCUUUCUAAAGCUGAUGUCAGUAUUUUUGGGGAAAAUCAUGAUCAGAUAAUUCUCCUUUACUGAUCUCAAUUCCAGCUGGAUCCCUGCAAACAUAUUUGAAUGAUAGCACCGACUGAAAUUCCUGCAAUUACACUGGAGAAUAAGUAGUAAGAUUUACUUCACUCACUGAUUUCUGGGUAUUUGACAAACAUUACCUUUUCUUUUCCAUUUUGCAAAGUGUUGCAUGUGCAUUUAUGGUUUAUUUUCUACAAAAAAAGCCAAUGACAGGAUCAACUCUUUUGGUUCCUCAGAGAAACACAUUUGUCUUCCAGUUAGUGCCAACAGGAACCUGUGUGACAGUGCCAAAGUUUACAAGGUUACAGACGAGAAGCAGGAAGGAAACACAACCUCGUGUUCCUCCAACACGCUGAAGUGGACUCAAACAAAACACUGGCAUGUGAAGUUUAUUUUUAAUUCUCUUUCUUUGUCUGGCUGUCUGUCUGCCUUUCUCGAGUCGAGAGGGCGAAACUUGAAUCGAGCUGCCAAUCAAAGCGAUAUUUUUAUGAGAAUAUGGUUUCCAUGUCAAUGAUGCACUGUACAUUUUUAAUUUAGACAUACUAUAGCAUUAUCACCUUGUUCAUUUACCUUUAGGUUGUAUAUUUCACCUGUCGAUUCAAUCAUUUGUGAUGAUAUUCAAAAAAAAAAUCAUGUGUUUGUGUGUCUGCCAUUUGUGCAAACUGCAGAUCCCUGAAAAAGAAGAAGAUGAAUAUUUUCUGAUGUGGAGAUGGAGGAGUUACCGCCUUGUUAACUGAUGUAAUAAAAUGAUGCAGUGUGACAGACAAAA
Molecule: messenger RNA, 8435 nt
Organism: Cheilinus undulatus (humphead wrasse)
Lineage: Eukaryota; Metazoa; Chordata; Actinopteri; Labriformes; Labridae
Product: transcriptional regulator ATRX
Exons: 6
Coding region: 821-3886 (1021 amino acids)
Source: RefSeq, a predicted model, not a curated record